AUGGCGCACCCGUCUGUGUCCACCUGGCUUUUUGCUGCUGCUCUUUUCGCCUUCAUCGGAGUCCGUGUCCAUGCCCAGCCUUCCCCCGAUGUGCAGAAGAGAAUUUCCGCUGCUAUUGCGACUGCAGGAACCGGAUCCGGGAUUGAUUAUACUGCGUUUGUGAACCCUUUUAUUGGAACAGAUAAUUUUGGCGAUGUCUGCCCUGGGGCCUCGGUCCCAUUCGGAAUGGUCAAGAUCACCACUGAUAUGACUGGAUAUGCGCCUGCUGGCUAUGUAACCGACAACACUCAGUUCGUCAGAGGCAUGAGUCCCUUGCAUGACAGUGGAACAGGUUCAUCUUUAGGCACGUAUGGAAACUUUGAGAUCAUGCCCCUGCUCUGUCCUGGCGGUUUCGACACCUGCACAACCCGACUCGCCGCGCGUGAGCGUCUGCGCAAGAAUAACACUGACGAUGCGUCGCCCGGCUACUUUGCGUUGACACUGGACAACGAGAUCAAGAUGGAGGCGACGACGACGCGGCGGGCCGGCCUAGAGCGCUUCACGUUCCCGAAAGGCUCGACGCCAUAUUUCGUACUCGACCUCGCGAACGAUCUACCCGCGUCGUUUGCUGGCGGGUCGUUGGACAUCGAUCCGGCCUUGGGAAGGAUUACGAUUGGUGGACACUGGGGCUCGAGCUUCGGCCCGGGCGCGUUCCACUACCAGGCCUUCGCUUGCUACGAUCUUCUGGACGGUGGUAGUCAGAAACUAGACCAGUAUGGAGUGUGGACCGGAGAUCCAUACGGCCUCGAUGCAAAGGGCCUCGGCCUCACGCACCUCAACCUCUCUGUCGACCUCAUCGGCGGGACGCCCUACGAGUCUGGUGCGCUCUUCUCGUUCGCUGGAAAGCCUUCCGAAGUCACGCUCCGCGUCGGCGUGUCAUUCCUCUCUACGGCCCAGGCGUGCGCGAAUGCGGAGACCGAGAUCGGCGGCGCGAGCUUCGAGCAGGUUGAAGCGCAGAGCAAGGCACUGUGGAACGAGAAGCUGAGCAAGGUAGAGAUAGACGUUCCGAACACACCGCCGAAUGUGACGGAGAUGUUGUAUUCGUCGCUGUAUCGCGCAGCGCUUACCCCAAACAAUGCUACCGGCGAGGCUCAAGGCGUUUUCGAGAACACAACAUCGUUCUACUUCGAUUCGUUGUACUGCAGCUUGCACUCUCCCGUGGACUUUGCCCAAAUAGUCGACAGCUACAUCGACGGCUACCGCAAGAACGGCUGGAUGCCCGAGUGUCGCGCGAACAAUCUCCCAGGCUGGACGCAAGGAGGCUCAAGCGGAGAUGUCAUCGUGGGACAUUUCGCGGUUAACUACCACAACGAGGCUGCUGCCCUCGGAAUCGACCUCAAUGAGCUCUACGCCGCGCAAGUCGCGGACGGCGAGGUCAACCCUCCAGAAUGGAACAUUCAAGGUCGGCAAGUGAACGUGUACAAGCAAUACGGAUACGUGCCAUUUGAGGCCCUCGACACUAUGAGUACCGGGCGGCAAACACGAGAAGGGAGUAGAACACUUGAAUACGCAUUUGAAGAUUUCGCCAUUCGCCAAGUAGCUCAACUACUUGAUAAACCGAACGAUGAAGCCAAAUAUGCCAACCGUUCUCUUUUCUAUAGGAAUAUCUGGGAUCCAAGCGUGAAGAGCGAUGGGUUCUCAGGCUUCAUGCAAAAGCGACUCAUGAACGGAUCUUUCGCGUAUAACAACCCGAUCGACUGCUCGCCGAAUGAUCAAAAUGACACACGGUCGUGUUCGUUGCAAGCGAACAACCUGAAUGGAUUUUACGAAUCGUCUUCAUGGGAGUAUAGCUGGUUUGUUCCACACGAUACAGCGCAUCUUAUUGAGCUCAUGGGUGGAAACAAAACGUUCGUGACGCGGUUGGACCAUUUCUUCGAUGCCGGAUAUUACCUGGCGGGAAAUGAGCCGUCCUUCCAAACCCCGAUCGGUUACCAUUAUGCUAACCAGCCCACUAAAUCCGUGGACCGCGUGCGCGAUGUCGUGUUCUCCAACUUCGAUAUCACUCCUGCUGGCCUUCCCGGCAAUGAUGACCAAGCAGCUAUGGCCACCCUCCUCUCAUUUCACCUUCUAGGUCUCUACCCUGUGCCAUCGACCACUGAAUUGCUUGUGCUGUCCCCAUUCACCCCGAGAUACACCAUCCACAACGAUUACCUCAAUGUCAGCACGACAGUCAUUGCCAAGAAUUUUGACCCCAAGUCCGUCAACGGCACCAUCCCUAAAGGCACGGCGGCGUACGUCAAGAGCGUCACCAUAAACAAUCAGACGUCCGCCUCCCAUUGCCACUUCGACAUCUACGAUACGUUCAGAGUCGGAGGCGAGAUUAUCAUCGAGCUAACUGCGGACAAAAAUUCUGUGAAUAAUUGUGGCGCUUCCGUGCCGCAGUCGCUGUCUACGGGUGGGUUCGCGCAGGCAAGGUGA
Molecule: messenger RNA, 2457 nt
Organism: Heterobasidion irregulare TC 32-1
Lineage: Eukaryota; Fungi; Basidiomycota; Agaricomycetes; Russulales; Bondarzewiaceae
Product: glycoside hydrolase family 92 protein
Exons: 22
Coding region: 1-2457 (818 amino acids)
Biological process (GO): protein deglycosylation; carbohydrate metabolic process; protein quality control for misfolded or incompletely synthesized proteins
Cellular component (GO): nucleus; cytosol
Molecular function (GO): peptide-N4-(N-acetyl-beta-glucosaminyl)asparagine amidase activity; carbohydrate binding
Source: RefSeq, a predicted model, not a curated record